Staurois parvus is the source of this 299-nucleotide messenger RNA. NCBI's taxonomy places the organism in Eukaryota, Metazoa, Chordata, Amphibia, Anura, Ranidae. The record is from the annotation of a GenBank genome assembly.
CCAUUGCUUCUCCUGUCUUACACCCGUGGGGCCCUAUGUGAGCCCCUGCUUGCCUUUACCCUUGGGGAACUUUUCAUUCCGCUGACACAAGACACUAUUCCUCCCACUGACACCAACGAUGGAGCACUAUUCCUCCCACUGACACCAACAAUAGAACAUAGUUCCUGCUACUGACACCAACAAUGGGACACUAUUCCUCCCACUGACACCAAUGAUGGGACAAUAUUUCUGCUACUGACACCAACAAAGGGACACUAUUCCUCCCACUGACACCAAUGAUGGGGCACUAUUCCCCCACU